Molecule: messenger RNA, 2490 nt
Organism: Neofelis nebulosa (Clouded leopard)
Lineage: Eukaryota; Metazoa; Chordata; Mammalia; Carnivora; Felidae
Gene: CAPN14
Product: calpain 14
Exons: 21
Coding region: 36-2096 (686 amino acids)
Biological process (GO): proteolysis
Cellular component (GO): cytoplasm
Molecular function (GO): calcium ion binding; calcium-dependent cysteine-type endopeptidase activity
Source: RefSeq, a predicted model, not a curated record
CAGAAGACCCAGGGGGUCCGUAUCCACACUCUGCCAUGUCUCUGUGUCUGUCUUUCCGAGGCAGAUGGAAGAUGGGGCAGAAGAACUCACUGGGGGGCUCCUCGCAGCUCCCCAAGCAGGACUACAAGGCCCUGAGGGAAAGGUGCCUGAUGGAAGGCCGCCUCUUUGAAGAUGAUAGCUUCCCGGCCAGCCUGUGCUCUGUGGGCAGUGGGCCCCUAUUGCGGAAGCUGCCGCCCGGCCUGCAGUGGAGGAGGCCUCUGGAGCUGCACAGCAAUCCCCAGUUCUAUUCUGCUGACACCAAAAGGCUGGACCUGUGCCAGGGAGUGGUAGGUGACUGCUGGUUCUUGGCUGCUUUGCAAGCUCUGACUUUGCAUCAGGACAUCCUGAGCCGUGUCGUUCCCCUGAAUCAGAAUUUCACUGAGAACUAUGCUGGCAUUUUCCAGUUCUGGUUCUGGCACUUUGGGAAGUGGGUUCCUGUGGUGAUAGAUGACCGACUUCCUGUGAAUACAGCUGGCCAGCUGGUCUUUGUCUCUUCCACUUACAAAAACGUGUUCUGGGGAGCUCUUCUGGAAAAGGCCUAUGCUAAGCUGUCUGGCUCCUAUGAAGACUUGCAGCGUGGACAGGUGUCUGAAGCACUUGUGGACUUCACUGGAGGGGUGACAAUGACCAUCAAACCGGCAGAGGCCCCUGGCAACCUCUGGGACAUCCUCACCUGGGCCACCUACAGCAGAACCCUCAUUGGCUGCCAGACACACUCAGGGAAAGAGAGGGUGCUGGAGAACGGGCUGGUGGGCGGCCAUGCCUAUACCCUCACAGGAAUCAGAAAGGUGACCUGCAGACACGGACCAGAAUAUCUAGUCAAGCUGCGGAACCCCUGGGGCAAAGUGGAAUGGAAAGGGGACUGGAGUGACAGCUCGGGUAUGUGGGAGCUACUGAGCCCCAAGGAGAAGAUUCUGCUCCUGAGGAAAAGCAAUGACGGAGAAUUCUGGAUGACACUGAAGGACUUUAAAACACAUUUCAUGCUUCUGGUCAUCUGUAAACUGACCCCGGGCCUGCUGAGUCAGGAUGUGGGCCAGAAGUGGACAUACACCAUGCGGGAGGGAAGAUGGGAAAAGGGGAUCACGGCCGGUGGCCCGAUGAAGUCACCCCGAGACACAUUCUGGAAGAACCCGCAGUUCCUGCUGUCUGUCUGGAGCCUUCAGGAGGGCAGGAGGUUCUCGAUGCCCUGCAGUGUGCUGGUGUCCCUGCUGCAGAAGCCCAGGCACAGGCACCGCAACUGGAAGCCUCACCUGGCCAUUGGCUUCUACCUCUUUAGGUUGAGCAAGCACUAUGGUGACCAGAGGAGACUGCCCUCUGAGUUUUUCUGGAAAAAUACCCCCAUAAGAUGGCCUGAAGCAUUUCUCACAGAGAAAGAAGUGAGUCAGGAACUGCAGCUGGAGCCAGGGACAUACCUCGUUGUGCCCUGCACAUCCAAGGCUGGCCAGGAAGCAGAGUUUGUCCUGAGAGUAUUCUCCAGGAAACACAUCUUUCAUGAAAUUGGAUGCAAUUCCAGUGCUGUCUUCUCUAAGGAAAUAGCAGACGAAAAUGAAGGGCAGGAUGAAUUCUUCACUAAACUCUUUGAAAAGUAUCCAGAAAUAAACGCAGUGCAGCUGCAGAAGGUCCUGAACCACAUGACCUGGUCAAGUCUGGGGAGUGCCCAGCCUUUCUUCAGCCUGGACGCCUGCCAGGGGAUCCUGGCCCUACUGGAUCUUAAUGCGUCGGGUACCGUGAGCAUCCAGGAGUUCAGGGACCUGUGGAAGCAGCUGAUGCUGUGUCAGGAGGUUUUCCACAAGCACGACAGCAGUCACUCAGGAUACCUGAACAGGACCCAGCUGCAGGCUGCCAUGAGGGAUGCAGGAAUCAUGCUCAGCAAUGACGUCUGCCAGCUGAUGCUUAUCCGCUAUGGCGGCCCCAACCUCCAGAUGGACUUCGUCAGCUUCGUCCACUUGAUGCUGCGUGCAGAGAACAUGGAGGAUGCCUUUCAGAACUUAACCCAAGAUGGCAAAGGGAUCUACCUCCAGAAGCCAGAGUGGCUGAUGAUGACUCUGUACUCCUGAGAAGGCUGGAGCCCUGUCUGCCUUCACUGAGAACUCUGCAUGUGGCUCAAAGGUAGCCUUUGACUGAAACCAAUCCACAUUCAGCCCAUUUACUGUUCUUCAGGACCGUGUCUCCAGUCAUCGCCUUCUCAGCUGGGAAGAUUUCUUUUCUGCAGACCUUCCCCUUGGAUAGGCAGUGUGCAAAAAGGGAAAGGAAUUAGCAAAGAUUGCCUUGGACUUGUAAAGACCAAUUGUCAUUCUCCAGCCACAACGUUGUCACAGCAGGGAUGUCAGCUGACGUGGUCUAAGAAAUCUGACUCCAGAGUUGGUAUGUCAACCUUUAACAAUACUGCCUCCAUGGCUGUCCAAUUUAUUAUUUUUUAACUUUGAAAAAAUAAAGAUUUAUUACUUAUAA